AUGCAGGCCUCGGAUGUAGCAAGCACAAGCGCCGUUCCCAUGGACUCGGCGCGACCCAACGCCGGCGCCGGAGCCGCCGGCGACGGGCUCGGCUGGGUCGAGCCGCCAGCGGGCCUCAGCCUCCAGCAGGUCCACUACCUCGUCCGCCACGGCGAGAGGACACCCGUGCGCACCCGCCUUACCCACCUCUUCCCUCAGCGAUGGAACCUCUGCCACGCCGGCCGCAAGUUUGAGGCCGCGGUACUCGACCUCACCCCGACCACCGAAGACUCACGGCCAACGCUCAACGUCGGCCGCGUCGACAUCCAGACACAGGGUCACGCCGGCCGGCUGCGCGUCAACCGCGCCGUCGAGGGCGAGGACUCUCAGGGGAGACCUGUUCGCGGCGAGGAGGGCGAGUGCCUGCUGGGCGAGCUGACCGACCUCGGCCGCCUCUCGACGCUUCGCUUCGGACGUGAGCUGCGUUCGCUCUACAUUGACAAGCUUGGCUUCCUCCCGCAACGCCUUACGCCCGACGACGCCGACAAGGUCUACUUCCGGAGCACCAACAUGAGCCGCACCAUCGAGACUCUGCAGCAGCUGAUCCGCGGCAUGCACCCGCAGACGAUGCAGCCGGCCUCGCCCGCGGGCACCGCCGCCGCCUUUGUGCCGCAGGUCCUCGUCCGCAACGGCACCAACGAGAACCUGCUGCCCAACACCUUUGGCUGCUCGAGGCUCCGCUCGCUCGAUCGCGCCUUUGCCGACGCCGCCGCACGCGCGCUCAACCCGUCGCUGGAGAAGCUCGACGCCAAGACGAUGCCCUACACCAACGGCGUGCCGAUGCGCGUCGACGGCCACCCCAGGCUCAACGGCCUCUUUGACACGAUCCGUGCGGCGCAGUCCCACGGGUUCAAGGUGCCCCCCGUGUUCCUCGAGAGCGAGACGCAGUCGAUUGUCGAGAACGCCAUCGUCGGCGAGUGGUUCUCGGGCUACCAGGCCGAGGAUCCGGAGAAGCGGCUCGAGUUCCGCCGGCUCGCCAUGGGGCGGCUCCUCGAGGACCUCGCCGGCCGGAUGCAGAAAAAGGCCGACAAGGGCGACGCCGAGGCGCUCAAGUUUGCCCUCUACGCCACGCACGACACCUCGCUGGCCGGUCUGCUGUGCACGCUCGACUGCUUCGACUUCCGCUGGCCCGUCUUCACCGCGUCGGUCGGCAUCGAGCUGUUUCAGGAUCAGAAGGCAGCGCCGUCGAUCUUUGGGCGCGCCAAGAGCCUGAUGUCGUCGCUGACCGGGGGCGCCGCGGCGUCCUCUGACCACUAUGUCCGAGUGCGGUACGGCGAUCGGACGAUGAAGCUGCCGGCGUGCGCGGACCAGGGCAAGCACUACGAGGGGCACCCCGAGCUCUGCACGCUCGAGGCGUUCCGGGGCAUUGUCAAGGAGCUGCAGCACCCCAAGGGGUGGAACUGGGAGCAGCAGUGCGCGGUAGGCCAGGGCGCCACGAGCAGCAAGUGA
Pseudozyma flocculosa PF-1 is the source of this 1488-nucleotide messenger RNA. RefSeq lists its product as uncharacterized. Lineage: Eukaryota; Fungi; Basidiomycota; Ustilaginomycetes; Ustilaginales; Ustilaginaceae. Gene Ontology annotation, biological process: dephosphorylation. The coding region runs from base 1 to 1488 and encodes 495 amino acids. The transcript is spliced from 2 exons. The record is from RefSeq and is a predicted model, not a curated record. Gene Ontology annotation, molecular function: phosphatase activity.